AUGCCUGCCGUCCGCAAGACGAAGAAGACACCGAAGGCGGCCAAGCCCUACGUCAAGACCGAGCAAGGCGCCGAGGCCAAGAUCGAGGAAGGGAUGUCCAAGGCUGACGUCAGAAACGGCACCUACGACCGCAUCCAGAUGUUCUCUGAUAUCAUCAGGCUGGCAAAGAAGCUCGGCAAGACCGCCGACCACGGGCGCGAGUGGUCGAACUCUGGCAGUGCUGCCUGGAGCACCAAGGCUAAGAUCGAGGUCCUCGUCACUGUGCUCAAGGUAUUCAGUGUGCUGCGGAUUCCCGCUGACGCACAGGGGAUCAACCCCGACUGGACCCAUGUAGCCGCCGCGCAGGGUAGGACUCCGACUCAGGUGAAGGACGUGUGGCGCAAGGUCAUGCAGCCCAAGCUCCUCAAGGGCGAGACGAUCUCGUAG
Molecule: messenger RNA, 426 nt
Organism: Trichosporon asahii var. asahii CBS 2479
Lineage: Eukaryota; Fungi; Basidiomycota; Tremellomycetes; Trichosporonales; Trichosporonaceae
Exons: 4
Coding region: 1-426 (141 amino acids)
Source: RefSeq, a predicted model, not a curated record